Molecule: messenger RNA, 1048 nt
Organism: Ochotona princeps (American pika)
Lineage: Eukaryota; Metazoa; Chordata; Mammalia; Lagomorpha; Ochotonidae
Gene: METAP1D
Product: methionyl aminopeptidase type 1D, mitochondrial
Exons: 10
Coding region: 28-1032 (334 amino acids)
Biological process (GO): proteolysis
Molecular function (GO): metalloaminopeptidase activity
Source: RefSeq, a predicted model, not a curated record
GCUCGCGGCCACGUGACCGGCGCGAACAUGGCGGCGCCCAGCCGCGUCCACCUGCUCGUCCGCAGAGGUUGUCACAGAAUUUUGUCUUCACUCAAUCCUGUCUACUUAUAUAAGCAGUCAAGAAAGCAACAAAGAAGACAUUUCAUUUUCCGAAGACAAAGGAACAUUUCCCACAGUAUCGUCUCCCCGGCCGUGGUUUCUUCAGCUCAUCCAGUCCCCAAGCACAUAAAGAAGCCAGACUAUGUGACGACAGGCAUUGUACCCGACUGGGGAGACAACAUCGAAGUGAAGAAUGAAGAUCAGAUCCAAGGGCUGCAUCAGGCCUGUCAGCUGGCCCGCCAUGUCCUCCUCCUGGCGGGGAAGAGUUUAAAGGUUGACAUGACAACUGAAGAGAUAGAUGCCCUCGUCCACCAGGAAAUCAUCAGUCAUAAUGCCUACCCCUCACCUCUAGGCUACAGAGGUUUUCCAAAAUCUGUGUGUACCUCUGUCAACAACGUGCUCUGCCAUGGUAUUCCCGACAGUCGACCUCUUCAGGAUGGCGAUAUUAUCAACAUUGAUGUCACAGUCUAUUUCAACGGCUACCACGGGGACACCUCGGAGACAUUUUUGGUGGGCAAUGUGGAUGAACGUGGUAAAAAGCUAGUAGAGGUUGCCAGGAGGUGUAGAGAUGAAGCAAUUGCAGCCUGCAGAGUGGGGGCCCCCUUCUCUGUAAUUGGAAACACAAUCAGCCGUAUAACUCAACAGAAUGGUUUGCAAGUCUGCCCACAUUUUGUGGGACAUGGAAUAGGAUCGUACUUUCAUGGACAUCCAGAAAUUUGGCAUCAUGCAAAUGACAACGAUCUCCGCAUGGAGGAGGGCAUGGCAUUCACCAUAGAGCCCAUUAUCACGGAGGGAUCUCCUGAAUUUCAGGUCCUGGAGGACGCGUGGACUGCGGUCUCUCUGGACAACCAAAGGUCUGCCCAGUUUGAGCACACGGUGCUCAUCACUUCGGGGGGUGCGCACAUCCUCACCAAGCUGCCCCAUGAGGCCUGAGGAGCAGCUGCGGGCC